UCAUGCCAGUGGCGCGAACAUGACUCAGAGUAAACCACGUUGCUUCUCUCAGUCUAGCGUUGUCUAUCAGGCAGUAAACAUCGUGUUCGAGCGUCUGCGUUUUGUGUUGGUUUUUCGUUCGCAUAUUUUUUUUUCGAAAUAAAAAAAAAUAAUUUUACUCACUUCGCAACUGGUCGUGUGUCAUUUUUUAUUCGUUACCUUCACGAAAAGUGUGGAUCUUCGACAUUCGGUUGUUGUGAGUGUGCAGUCUUGCUGGGAGUAGUAAGUGGAGUGGAGCAAUCGACUUGCGAUGUCUAGAAAUUGAGACACGUAAUGAUUAGUUCAAAAAGGAAUCUAAAGGAAGAAAAAGGAAGAAAUGGGAAAAGAGUUCAAAUUAGAUUUCACAAGAUCAAAUAACAACGGCAUGUGAUUGGAGAAAAGUGUGUGAAAGGAAAAUAAAUAAUUAGAAAACCGAAUAUUAUUGAAGAAUGAUUGUUUUAUAUCAUUCACACAGCGCAUUUACGGAACACAGACAAGUUGAUCGACGGAUGGGGAUUCACAUGAGAGGUCUGAAGAAAAGAAUCGAAUAACUAGGAAAAGUAAAAAUAAAGUGUGCAGUGUCUGCUGACUGUGAUCGACAAAGGAAUUGAAGAAAUCGGCUUUAGAGAGAGGUGUUAUUUGAGAAGCCUGAAGGAAUGAAAAUUUAUCAUCUGAUAAAACAAAUGCCAUUCUUCAGCAAAGUGGAAUAAAUUUCAAUGUGUAGCAAUACGCUUUUGAAGCAAGUGUUCUAUAAUGAGAUCAUCAAUAGGCGCGACGAAGAUUUUCACGUUUUAUUUCAUACUUCUGUAUUUAUUUUUGAAAGCGAAAAUGUGUGCCGGUUCGGUUCGGGCUAGUAGGAGCAUUAGUGACAGUGACAUUAAUUAUUAUGACAUCGAUGAGUCAUUUCUGUCGCCACCGGCGGGUGUAACUUCAGCUCCAUUGGAUUUGACACCGAGUUCUGUCGAUCUCGAAAGUUAUAGUGCAAAAAACCAUCGUCGCCGACAUGCGUCCAUAAUGCCAAAGACACACCACGUGCGCCACGAACAUCAUUAUGUUAAAAAUCGACACAUUACUCAAGCGCAGCAAGCACUUCGUGCAUACAAAAGCAGUUUGAGAGCUGUGAACUCUAGAAUGGACAACCAUGUAUAUACAAGUCAUCACCGACCACGCGGUCAUCACUCAAGAAUGCAUCAUCACUCCAACAGGAAUAUGUUGGGACAUCAAAACCGUGGCAAGAGUCGUCUUAACUCACCCGAUAAUUCGUCAUUCAUGCUAUCUAGGACGGGCGGAAUCGAGACGACGAAGCUAAGCCGUAGUAAUUUAAGUUCAUCCGAUAGCAUUCAUCAAAACAUGGUGCACAUCGAUCAUCAAGCAGCUAAUUCAUUCGAGUAUUUUUCUACGCCUGGAGUUGCUACAGAAAAAUCGUCAGCUAAGAGUAUUAUAAAUAGCAAUAAUUUAAAUAAUUUCAAGAAGGCUGGUUCCACUCCAUACAGCAAAACUUAUUUUGAAGAAUUGCUCAACAGCUAUAAAUCUCAUUCACCCUAUUAUAAGGAUCAUCAGCAAAAAGACUCAAGUCGAUUGAUCAAGUCCCUUUCAACAGGGAAAGGAAAGUGCAGUGGUAAAAAGUGUAAAAACGAGCCAACGGGAGAGGAAUCCGAAGAUUUCUACUACGACUAUGAAGACGAGGAAGAAGACGAUGAUGAGGAUGACGAUGAUGAUGUUGAUAAUGUUGAAGCACAAGGUGAUGCUGGAUAUAGCACAACUGCAAGUCCAAUCUUUCAUGAAUCCGAGAUCUCAAAAAGCAGUAAAGCGUCAUCGCAAAACACAAACAACCAUGGAAAUUCCCGGCAGCACGGCAGUGGGUAUGGAGAGAAACAAGAAAAUAAUAAAAAUGAUGCAUCUGAAUCAACGGCCGAAGAAAAACCAGCCAAAAAAGAAUCACACAAAACAGAUGGUUCGCGAUUGGCGUCGUUCCAUGCAGCCAAAAUCCGACGAGAGGGCUCCUGUUUCAUUCCAAAACCGAAAAUGAUUUUAGCAUCCAAUGAUCCAUCAAAGCAGUAUACUCCUCAUUGCACAAUCCUUCAUCGAUGUGGUGAUGAUGUUGGAUGUUGCCUACCGACGCAGACCUGUGCUGCAUCCAAAAAUUCUACGGUAGAGCUAUAUUUUUUCGUUCAAACAGUUGGAUCAAGGCCAUCAAUUGAAAGACUGAGUUUUAUCAAUCACACUGAAUGUGCGUGUUUUAGUCGCCAUGAUUCACCUCAUUGGAGAGUGCCUGGUACGUCAACAUCAUCGCCAAUGCUGCCUGUCCCAGUUUGUACUUGUCCAUCACUAUUUCAACGUGUAAUUGAUGAUGAGAACCGCUGCAUUUGCGAUUGUUCUUCCAGUGAUACGCAGUGCGAUCAAUUCAAGCGGGGUUUGGAGCACUUUUCUAUGGAAAAUAGAAGGUGUAUCAAAGAUGGACGUUGCAUAGAGCCAGUGUGCGAGUAUGGUCAAUACAAUAAAGCGAAAGGCAAGUGCCCUACGAGAGAAGAAAAAUUGAGUAUUGCUUUUAGAGGGUACUGAUAAUAAAUUAAGCCAAAAUUAAUGUUACAGUUACCAGUGUCGAUGGAUUUGUUUGUAUAGGACUGGAGUUGUGUAUCGAAUAUUUUUCUAACAUUAGUAUCCUAUGUUAUAUUUUUAAAGGCGCAAACAUGGUGGCAUGGAGGCAUAUCAAGACUGUGUAAACAUUGGUUAUAAAUUAAUAUU
Messenger RNA from Ochlerotatus camptorhynchus, 2763 nucleotides. RefSeq lists its product as uncharacterized. Gene Ontology annotation, cellular component: membrane. NCBI's taxonomy places the organism in Eukaryota, Metazoa, Arthropoda, Insecta, Diptera, Culicidae. Gene Ontology annotation, molecular function: growth factor activity. Gene Ontology annotation, biological process: hemocyte migration. The coding region runs from base 772 to 2580 and encodes 602 amino acids. The transcript is spliced from 6 exons. The record is from RefSeq and is a predicted model, not a curated record.